Messenger RNA from Penicillium taxi, 2637 nucleotides. RefSeq names its product putative importin beta-2 subunit. Gene Ontology annotation, molecular function: nuclear import signal receptor activity. Gene Ontology annotation, cellular component: cytoplasm; nucleus. NCBI's taxonomy places the organism in Eukaryota, Fungi, Ascomycota, Eurotiomycetes, Eurotiales, Aspergillaceae. Gene Ontology annotation, biological process: protein import into nucleus. The coding region runs from base 1 to 2637 and encodes 878 amino acids. The record is from RefSeq and is a predicted model, not a curated record. The transcript is spliced from 2 exons.
AUGGACCAGGUCACCUACACCGUGGUGCGCUUCGCCGCCGCCAUGAAUAUAAAGACCAAGCUCUACAUGGCGUACCACACAAUUCCGCAGCCGAGCUUAAUUUUUAUCAGAUCCGCCGCAUUAAUCGCCCUGCGAGACGCUGAUCGACAAGUGCAACGAGGUGCUGGUAGCAUUAUCACCGAGCUCGUUCAGCGCGGAGGUCUACUGGCUUGGCCAGAGGUUCUUCAUGAGCUCCUGGCGCUCGUUGGAAAUGCUUCUGGCGACACUUCCAUCACUGGGAUGGAAGCCUCAAUGGAUGCGUUAUUUAAGGUCUGCGAGGACAACCGAAAGGUUUUGGACCGAGACUACCAGGGACAACGCCCGCUUGAUGUGAUGAUUCCCAAGCUCUUGGAAUUCAGUGUUACCCGUGACAGCGCGCGUGUGCGCGCCCAGGCCCUGAAGACCAUUCACAUUUUCUUGCCACAUCAGCCCCAGGCUCUUAUAGCCUCCUUGGAUAUUUUCUUAUCGCAAUUGUUCAAUCUUGCCGGUGACAAUGAUACCGACGUCCGUAAGAUGGUCUGCCAGUCGUUCUCACAACUUGUGGAGUUUGCGCCGGGGAAGCUCAUCCCGCAUUUGGAUGGCAUUGUGAACUAUAUUCUAAUGCAGCAGCAAAAUCAGGAGGACCCGGAGUUGGCUCUCGACGCGGCAGAGUUUUGGAUCGUUGCUGGGGAGCAGAUGCAUUUGAAAGAGCCCCUGGAACCUCACAUGCCCAAAGUCAUUCCGGUUUUGCUCCGAAGCAUGGUGUAUGAUGAGGACGAGGUGAUAAAUCUCAUGGCCGAUGCGGAAGAUGACGCUGAUGCGGAGGAUCGAGCGGAGGACCUGAAACCACAAUUCGCCAAGUCUAAAGCCGAUCAUCUCGCAAAGAAGCAGCAGGGUGGUGACCAAUCGGAUAACACAACCCCCACGGAGCAGCUGGACUACGACGACGAUCUCAGCGAGGGGGAGAUUGAGGAUUCGGAAUUUGGCGACAACCCCGAAGAGGAGUGGACCCUGCGGAAAUGUUCUGCCGCCGCACUGGACAUCUUCUCGAACGUGUACCACGACCCCAUCUUUGAGAUUAUCCUACCUUACUUGAAAAACACCCUACGCCAUGAGCAGUGGCCUCACCGUGAGGCUGCUGUCCUUACCCUGGGUGCUGUCGGAGAGGGUUGCAUGAAUGCUGUCCACCCUCACCUUCCUGAGCUUAUCCCAUACCUCAUUUCUUUGUUGAACGACCCCCAGCCCGUUGUGCGCCAAAUCACCUGCUGGUGUUUGGGACGGUACUCCGAGUGGGCUUCGCAUCUUGCUGACCCAGCUCAGAAGCAACAGUUUUUUGAGCCGAUGAUGGAAGGUAUUCUCCGUCGGAUGCUUGACAACAACAAGAAGGUGCAGGAGGCGGCUGCUUCGGCCUUUGCCACUCUCGAGGAGAGGUCCGAUGACAACCUGGUACCUUACUGUGAGCCUAUUCUUCGUCAAUUCGUUCAGUGCUUUGCCAAGUACAAAGAUCGCAACAUGUAUAUCUUGUACGACUGUGUCCAGACUCUAGCCGAGUGCGUUAUGACCGAGCUUGCUAAACCACAGCUGGUGGAAAUUCUCAUGCCAGCUCUCAUUGAGCGAUAUAACCAAGUCGACGAUAAGGCACGCGAACUCUUCCCUCUGCUUGAAUGCUUGGGCUACAUUGCUGCCGCCUAUGGCGAUGCCUUUUCUCCUUUUGCUCCCGUAAUUUUCCAGCGGUGUACCAAAAUCAUCUAUGAGAAUCUCGAAGAGUCGAUGAGAUCAGUCAAUAACGAAGGGAUUGAUGAGCCUGACAAGGACUUCCUCGUCACCAGCCUGGACCUUCUUAGUGGCCUUAUUCAGGCUAUCGACCCCGAAAAGAGUGGCGAGUUGGUUCAACUCUCUCAGCCCCGUUUCUUCGAUCUGCUUUGUUACUGCAUGUCAGAUAGUAAUUACGAGGUCCGCCAGUCCUCCUUCGCCUUGCUAGGGGACUGCGCCAUCAGUAUCUGGCCGCAACUGGAAUCAUUUAUCCCCAACAUCAUGCCUACUAUUAUCAAGCAGCUUGAUUUGGACCUUAUCCGUGACGAUGAUCGCCACACUGGUUUCAGUGUAUUGAAUAACGCUUGCUGGUCGCUCGGUGAAAUAGCCGUGAAUGAGAAGGCCGCUCUUGGUCCCUACAUUGACAAGCUGUACCAGGGACUGUUGGGCAUCAUCAACAACGGGGAGAUCAUUGAAUCAGUUAACGAGAACGCAGCCAUGGCCUUGGGUCGACUUGGUCUUUGCUGCUCUGACCAGAUGGCACCCCGACUUGGUGAGUAUGCGAUGCCUUUCCUCACCUCGAUGAGCCAGAUCGAUUUUACCCGUGAGAAGGCAUCAGCGUUCCUGGGAUUCAACCAAGUGGUGAUGAAGAACCCACAAGCGAUGGAGUCUAGUUUGGCGGCUUAUUUCCAGGCCAUUGCCUCGUUCCCGACCAAGUCCCUUGCACAGGAAGAAUAUAGUGAUAUUCAGAACUCAUUUCAGCAGGUUUUGCAAGGUUACCAAAACAUGAUACCCGAUUUCGAUUCGUUCCUUGCGCAACUUCCGUCUGCUACAGCACACAAGCUGCGUUCCGUCUACCAGGUUUAA